AUGUCUACCCCAGAAAGCGGCAGUAAUUUGUCGUCGAGCGACAUCGGCAGCAACAAUAGUAGGCUCCCCACGGAGCCUGCAGCGGUUCCCUUUGAUGAAGAGAACCACCAUACCGAGAGAACUACAGCCCUGGAGCCAAAGCCACCGAGAGUGCACUUUCGGUCAUCUGCAAACACUGGCGCCUCCCGCGAUGCAGCUCGGCAAUCGACCUUGAAAGACUCUCCCCCUGGAUGGGAUGAUUCCCGAAGAGAGGAUCAGCCUCACAACCCCAUAAGACCAUACACCCAUGAAUCCGCGGACGUUGCCGACACACCAUUGGGUAGUCAAGCACCGCUCACCUCCCAGGCUGAUGGCGUGGCCCCCGAUGAAAAAGUGCCAGAUGAGCAAAUACCAGAAACAACCAACAACAAUAAUAUCAAAACUCUCCCAAAUACCCUCAACUUUGACAAUGCGAAGACUCGACUUCGUUCUGCAAAAGCGAACUUGAAACAAAAAACGCGAAACUUGGGUGAGCGGCUGGGUCGGCCUACACACGGAGGCGAUGAUCUUGGAUCGGGUAUGUACCAAGCAGACUGGGCCACUGGUAGUGAACCUCCGCUGUCAGACGUGACAGACGAUAAACAUAAGACUUAUGAGCAGAAGCGUCAGCAUCAAGCCACAAGUAGCUCCGAGGCUCAUCGACUCGUACGCGAUUUAACGCAGGAUCAUUCCGCGAAGCGCCGAAAGACCCGUGGACGGCCUUACCCACAUACCGGUACGGAGUCAGUUGGAGGUGAAAAUGAAUCAAGCUUAGAAUCCAACCUACGAUAUCGAUCUGGUGGCGGUGGAGUUUUAUCUCAACUGAUCAAACUGAACGGUGGAUCGCAGCAACAAGGGAGAGGUUCUCGAACUUCUAGUAAGUCAUCAAUGGAAUCCACAUCAAGUACAGCAUCGUCUACGGGUUCCGGCACAACGACGCCAAAAAAAGAUAGGCCCAAAUGGUACAAAAAGCCGCCUAACACGUCAACUUCCACACUGAUUGGGGCAUCGGGUGUUAUGAGUGGAGCGAGCACACCGGUUUCCAGUGAAGUAAUGUCGGCUGCAUCAAAAAGGCAGGGCAAGCAAUCUGACCGCAAGGCGCGACGUGAGGACGAAAUUCGGAUUACCAUCCAUAUCGCAGAGAUAAUCUGUCGCCAGCGAUAUAUCAUGCAACUCUGUCGGGCACUUAUGUCAUUUGGAGCACCAACGCAUCGAUUAGAGGAGUAUAUGCAGAUGACAGCCAAGGUUCUCGAGGUUGAUAGUCAAUUCUUAUAUCUACCAGGAUGUAUGAUCAUGUCAUUUGAUGAUCCGUCCACGAGAACGACCGAAGUGAAGCUUGUACGAGUUGCACAGGGAGUGGAUCUAGCGCGUCUAUCAGAUACCCAUCUUAUUUAUAAGAAUGUGAUCCACGAUGUUAUUGGAAUUGCGGAAGCGGUCCAAGAGUUGGAUGAUGUGAUGAAAAAGAAGCCACGCUAUCCGAAAUUCGUUGUGGUUUUAAUAUAUGGAUUGGCAACAGCAACAGUCGGACCCUUUGCAUUCAAUGCGCGACCCAUUGAUAUGCCGAUUAUAUUUAUCAAUGGAUUACUUGUUGGGGCUAUGCAACACCUUGCAGCACCUCGGUCGGUACUAUACUCGAAUGUAUUCGAAGUAACUUCGACUGUGUUAACCUCCUUUCUGGCCCGCGCAUUCGGCAGCAUUCCACAGUCUGUCGUCGAUGGUAAGAGGCAGUACUUAUUCUGUUUUUCGGCUAUUGCGCAAGCUUCGAUCGCCUUGAUUUUACCUGGGUUCUUGGUGCUCUGCAGCAGUUUGGAAUUGCAAUCCCAUCAAAUUAUUGCUGGCUCGAUUCGGAUGGUGUAUGCCAUUAUUUUUUCUUUGUUUAUCGGGUAUGGAAUCACGGUCGGUACUACAAUAUACGGCCUGUUAGACAAAGGAGCCGUGUCAGACCUUAACUGUCCCCAGCGGGGCGCAUUUCCCAACCCAUAUGUUGCCCGUUUUCCAUUCGUGGCCAUUAUGACUGUCUGGCUUCUGAUUAUCAAUCAAGGUAAAUGGAAGCAGUUGCCACCGAUGACAAUUAUCGCGUUGUCGGGAUACACAACAAACUACUUCAGUACCAAGAGGCUGGGGUCGAAUUCUCAAGUUGCUAAUACUGUUGGUUCAUUUACUGUGGGUAUCAUGGGCAAUCUUUACAGUCGGCUGUGGCACGGCCAUGCGGCUACUGCAAUAUUACCUGGGAUCUUUAUUCUCGUGCCUUCUGGACUUGCGGCCACGGGUUCCUUGAUCACGGGAGUACAGUCUGCAGAUGAAAUUCGCCAGAACGUUUCAUCUCAUUCUUCGCCAAGUAACACACCAGGAGCAGGGUUGUCGAAUACCUCAGUCUUUACAUUGGGAUUUGGUAUGAUCCAGGUAGCAAUCGGCAUUACGAUUGGAUUGUUUAUAGCAGCACUGAUUGUUUACCCAUACGGAAAACGAAGGAGCGGGCUGUUCAGCUUUUAA
This is a messenger RNA of Penicillium angulare, 2511 nucleotides long. Its product is annotated as threonine/serine exporter family protein. Gene Ontology annotation, biological process: transmembrane transport. Gene Ontology annotation, molecular function: transmembrane transporter activity. The transcript has a single exon. NCBI's taxonomy places the organism in Eukaryota, Fungi, Ascomycota, Eurotiomycetes, Eurotiales, Aspergillaceae. The coding region runs from base 1 to 2511 and encodes 836 amino acids. The record is from RefSeq and is a predicted model, not a curated record.